This is a messenger RNA of Sardina pilchardus (European sardine), 1808 nucleotides long. RefSeq lists its product as uncharacterized. The record is from RefSeq and is a predicted model, not a curated record. The transcript has 10 exons. Lineage: Eukaryota; Metazoa; Chordata; Actinopteri; Clupeiformes; Clupeidae. The coding region runs from base 148 to 1740 and encodes 530 amino acids.
UUAAUAGUUAACACUCAGUUUCGAGUUACUUUCUACAUCCGGUUUUGGCACGCUCUCUUGCCUGGACCUGCCACCAUGACACUUGGAGUCGAGAUCGAUACAGGCUACGUGCACACAGGCGAAAAGGUGCAGUUUUAGCCGGACACCAUGUUGCUAAAAGUGAAAUACUUCAGUGUAAAGAAGUACAUCAAAUUGCAUUCAGGCUUCACCUUUUUGGAAUUAAUCACUGAAGUCAAAAGUAAGUUUGGGCUUUCUAAUGCUGCUCAACUUGAGAUUUUCGAUGAAACUGACACAGCUGUUGACGAAGACAUUCUUCUUGAGUUAUUGGAGGCUCAUCCAGAUCUAUGCCUGACAGUACGUGAAAGGAUUUCAGAUGAAGCUCAUUCAACCCCAUCUUCCCCGGAUACACACUCUUCCCUCACGGACACCAUGUCACUUUCUUCAAGUGACAGUGACCUAAGGGAUGAGGGUAUUCCCACAGGCCGGAGUAGAUCCAGCAAAGAAGACAUGGGUAGUUCUACAGGAAAAGUUUCUGUGUCAGAGGCUGCAAAAGAGAUGGUUGAAAAUGCCUUGCUUAGGAAGCCUGGAGGAGAGGAUAUUCUUGAAGAGUACAAGUCAGAAAAUUCACUGAGCCACCGCACCCGGAGACAGCUUGUCAACAUACUGGCAAGUGAUAUGACCGAGAGACAUGGCAGGAUUCCCAGCCGUCAGCAGAGGGAGAAGUAUGCCCUGGGAAUUAUUACGCUCUUUCCUUCACUGAAGGAUCCCUUUUCUCCAAAAGGCUAUGAGCAUUUCUACGAUGGGGAGAAAUGCAGUGGAUAUUUAGCGUGGAGCCUCAAGACCAUGUCUAGGACUACAGUUAAACGGCCAGCCAAGGAAGCCUCAGUGCCUCAAGAACAAGGGCCAAAGCGCAGAAGAUCAGCAAGCACACUGCCUCAGCAGCUUGAUGGAGAUGCCUGCAGGGAGGCUAUUUCAUUUCUUGUUCACACUCCUGAUGAAGCAAGUGUACUUCAGAAGAUGAAGAUGACGUUCCAACAUCGCCAAGACUUAGUGCAUGACCCACAAAGAACUGCAGAUGUCUUCAAAACAUUUCCACGCUUUUUGGAUGUCAAAGGACUAAUAAAUCAGGACUUCUUGCUGCUCUUUGGUGCUGAAACAAGCUCCAAGUUGCUUGAGAAGUGGGACACCUCAUUGAAGCCCAAGGUCAUCAAAGAGGCCAAACACCUGACUCCGUCAACUGUUGUGUGUCGCCUGCUAAAAGCUGCUGAGAAACUCGCAGAGAAUGAAGAAAAUGACUGGGACAGUGACAUGGCCUCUCUGCUGCUGCUUCUUCAUCUUCUGCCACCCACAGCUGGACGGAAGAGGAGGAUCAAGAUAAGUCCAAGUGAUGCAGAGCACAAAAUGGUGCACUUUCACAAGUCAGGCUGCAGCAUUGAUGAGCACCUGCAAGGAUUAGAGGGAAAACAACCAUACAUCCUCGCUGUUGGUCGAGUCCAGAACAGGAUUGACACCUUCUACAUCGCAGUCGACAAGCAGCUCAUCCCCUGCCAAGCCACAUGCUCAUUGAGUGCUUUGGAUGAACUUUUCAAAUCCCACUACGUGUUCAACCUGUCUUAUGAUGAGUCCCUGGUUCAUCUCUACACUUUUGUGCAGACCACUAUAUUCAACAUUGAUGUAACCUCCACAGAUGAGUCACCGCGUGUUCGUGAGUUACGUGCCAAAAUCUUGAAUGAGAAUUGACCAUGUUUAAAUGUUUCAUCUGUCAAUCUUUGCAUUUCACCAGUCAGGCUUUGAUAGGUCAUUUGUGA